This is a messenger RNA of Lepus europaeus (European hare), 15028 nucleotides long. Its product is annotated as zinc finger protein 665-like. Gene Ontology annotation, molecular function: DNA-binding transcription factor activity; RNA polymerase II cis-regulatory region sequence-specific DNA binding. Lineage: Eukaryota; Metazoa; Chordata; Mammalia; Lagomorpha; Leporidae. Bases 5732 to 8440 code for a protein of 902 amino acids. The transcript has 12 exons. Gene Ontology annotation, biological process: regulation of transcription by RNA polymerase II. The record is from RefSeq and is a predicted model, not a curated record.
CGCUGGGAGGCGGCGCACCCCUUCUCCCGCGUCCGGGUCCCUGGCCAGCUCCCUGCAAUCCCAGGCAGUUGCAAGCGCACAGCCCGGGCCAGCCCGCCCGUGGCUUCCGCUUCCGCUGCCGCCUGUGCCAGCCCCGCGCGCCUCGCGGUUUUCCUGCCGCGCUCGCCGCCUGGAGCCCGGUGUCCGAAGCCCGCGGCGGAGCGCCCCGGGAGCAUCCCCGGCAGAAGCCCCCAGAUUACAGAGAACAAUGCCUGGCACAGAGGAGACGUUCAGGAAGUAUUUAUUGCAUGAAGGAGGUCAUGACGCUGCUGAUGUAUAUUGAGUCAAAUGGAAACCCCACAUCAUACAACUGCAACUGAGAACACAGGGCUCCCUCUCCUGCUGAGUGACAGCUGAAGAUGACAUCAUCACUUUUUCUGCCUCAAUUAUCUGCUGCCAGAACUGUGUUCUGGGAAUCCUCAUGGAGUCCACAUCCAGGAACAGCUCCUGCUGGUAGAGAUGUGUGAUAACCAGGACUCACCAAUUUGAACAGAGCAAAUCACAUCUUAGGCAUAGAGAAAACCAGAAAUAGUUUCUGGGCCAAGAAUCUUUACCCUCCUAAUACCCCUACUCAAGCCCACAUCAAUCUUGACCAUCCCCACUUGGACAGAAGCAGCAACAGCAACGAGAGUUCUGUGAUGUCCAGUGUUGACUUGCUUGUGAAGUUUGUAUCAGAAACCAGCAAAUGGAUUAAAACUUCAGAUCCAGCUAUCAGAACUACAAGUGAAGAUUUGUUAGGUUAGAUAGGUGGACAGAUGGAUGUGUGGAGAGACGGGAUUCAGGAAUUAUUAGUCAAGUAAUUAAUGGAUUGGAACUUUCGUAUUUUCACAAAGAAUUUGAAAUGCAUCCACCUUAAGACCUACUAUUUUAUUCCAAUAUAUUCACUAGAAGAAUGAAGAUACCAGUGAAAUAUCUCCAGAUUCCCAGCAAAAUCGUUGUGAGGUAACUGCAAACUGUUCACUUUUGAGAUCCAUUUAAGAAAGUGAAGCCAAUAUAGAGGAAACACUGUUUUAGAAGACUUUUCCUUGAACAUGACUGUCAUUUUUCCACCAGUAGUUUCUAUGGAUUGUGUGAAUCCAACAGGUAAUAAUUUUAGAGUACUCUACGUGUUUUCAAGAGCAAAGAAAUGAAUACAUCUCCAUGUGGUCCUCAAUAGCUUUUGGAAAGCUAUACUGGAUUCCUGGAUUGGAUCAAGAAUGUGUGGAGGACAGAAUCUUUCUCAGGUUCUUAAAUAACUCAUGAUACAUUCCUCUCUGCCAAACUAUAGAUCCAGGUCAACUGCAAACUCUUCAAAGUUAUAUAUUCAGCAUAUGUGUUGAUAUUACCAUUUCAGUGAAGUUGGAUGUGACCAAUGCCAAGAUUUGAAAUAAAAAAAUUUGCACUAAAUGACACAGAAUCCAGCAAAUGAAGGAAGAGAGCCAAAUCCAACUCUCAAAACAGUAAGUGAAACAUUGUUAGAUGGAUAUGAUGGAUUUCAGGAGUUCUAGAUAAGUAAUUACCAGUGAUUGGGACUUUUACAUUUGUAUAAUGAGUUUGGAAUGCACACACUUGAAAAUUAUUAUUUUAUUCUAGUAUAUUCAAUAGAAGAAUUUUCUUAAUCGUGGACUAUCAUCCAUCUAUGGCUCACAAAUUGUUUUAGCAGAUAAAGGAAGGAAAGCUUCUUUUUGAAGAUUUAGUAAUGAGUUACCCUAGAAAUAUUAGCUUCUUUUUUAAGUAUCUUAAAGGAAAGUAGAGUCAUUGUUACUCUCCUCAUGCUUUCAGCAAGCUUCUGUAACACAAUAGAGAUGUGUUCUAUGGCAGCAAUGUAAUUACAAAAAUGAAAAUAGUAACAAUUUUCAAACACUUUUCCACCUUGGAAUUUCUCCAUUCCUAGCACAUAUCUUUCAAAUGUGUCUUUGUCAAACCAAGAGCUCAUCAUCAAAAUUGUACUUAGCAUAUGUGUGGAGAUGAGUUACGCAUCAUAUUAAGUCUCCAGAGAACAGGGCCAGAUACCCAGGAAAUAGGCAAAUUAUUCUUCUUGUUUUCCAGUGUGGGAUGGAGGAGCUUGUAGGAAAUGUAGCCUCCCUUCCCCAUGACACCACAAGUACAGAACCAGAGGAAGAACCUUUUCACAUUGCUUCUGAGCAUGGGCCCCUCUGCCCACUCCUGCCUUCCUCUUCCCAGAAAUUCCAGCCCCAAAUCUCUCCUGAUGCUGCCCCAUGAGCUUUAAAUGAAUUCUGUAUCCUUGAAGUUUGAUUCCAGUGGGACAGAAGAGUACUCCAAGCCACAGGGAGCAAUGGGGAAAGAGACACGUGUUCUCCACUUGGGACCAGAGACAUUGAGGUAUGAGCCAAAGACUUAAGUCUGUAGGGGAGGCCACACUGGCAUUGGACCCUCAGAUCUGGGACAAGGAGAGGGAAAGCAUAGACUGUGCUUCCAUAAAUUAUUUUUGUUCAGAGGUGGAUGCUCUGUCAGAUGGCCAGUGAGCUCUUUCAGGUAUGUAGAAGCAGUUGAUUCCAGAAGCUCCAGAAAUGUGGCUGGGCCAAGAUUGCAGUGCAGCAAGAUAUAUCUGCAAACUAUUUGAGCAGGAAGCUAUCUGGUGUGAAUCCAGUCACUGGAUUUUGCUGUUACUGACUGUAUGACAUGUUUUCUUCUGUAGGGAAAGGACAUUUAUAUUACCAGUGAAAUUUCCUAAAUUCCCAGCAAAAUAAAUUUGAAGUGUGUUCAAGAUUUCUUACUAUAUACAUUUGCUUUGAUGGGGUUUUGUAUUAUCUCCUCUGCAAGUAAAUUUUCUGGCCCAUUCCUAUGGAUAGCCUGCCCAGUAUUCUUGUUUGAGUUUGUAGAAAUUUAUACAAAUUAUUCCAUGAGGGAAAUUAGGGUACUGGAUGAUGAUCCUGUUUCCUUUCUAACAAAGCAGUUUAUUCUGAACGAAGAUUUGGGCUUCAUGAAUUUGAAUUCAUCUGAGUGAAAAUACCCCUAUGGCCCAGUGCUCUCUCCAGUGUGUCACAGUAGAGGCAAAGGAAUACCAGAAAGGUGAAGACCCUAGCUUUGCAUUACCCAAGCAAUCAUUGAACCUACUGCCUAGAGUGAUCAAGAUUUGACUGAUACUACUUCACCUCAUCCAUACAUUGCCAAAGACUGGAUAAUAUUGGCAAUUUUAUGUGGAUUUUGAAAAGGGAGAUGUGAUUGGGUUGAGAAAGAUAGACAAGGGUUUAGGGAAUUUUAAUAUUUUUGAAGGUAUGGUCUGCAGUGGAAGAACAGCUUAUCAUAUGUGAAAAUCUGCCUACAUUGCUCCCAAACAUGCUCUCAUUACUUUAUGCCACCUCCAUUGUUUCCAGAAUUGGAGCUCUUGGAACAUUGGUCUGUAAACAUAUUUCACAUCUAGAGCUAUGCAGAUAAUCCCUCUUUCCUGAUGCUUCUUCCUGGUAGCACCAGGAGUACUGCCAGGACCUGUAUGCCGGAUAAGAAAGAUGACACAAAGUGUUGACAAGUGUCAAAUGAUGAGUAGAUGUCAAGCACCCUGUCUUUUGGAGUAGUAUUCUCCGUUUUACCAUAGGUAUUUCAAAACUCAUCUUCACUGUUGAGAUACAUUUUUAGGAAGUGAAGUCAUUGUAUUAGAAACAUGGUUUCAGAUGACUUUGCCUUGAACAGGACUAGCCUUUUUUCCUUUAUAAUUUAUUUCUUUAAAAUUUUAUUUAAGGUAUACAAAUUUCUUACAUAUAGAUUCAGGAACAUAGUGAUACUUCUCAGCUUACCCUCUCUUCUGCCCAUGUUCUCACCCUUCUUCCUCUUCCCCUCUUCUAACCCCACUCUUAAGUUUCACAAAAAUCUAUUUUCAGUUUACUUUAUACCCAUAAAAUUAACCCUACACUAAAUAAAGAGAUCAACAAAUAGUAUGGGGGGAAAAAAACCCACUUUUUAGUGUUUUGUGCAAAUCCAAUGCGCUUCUUUUGGAAAUUUUCCUCACUUGAUACCAUUUAACCAUUCUUGACAAUCAUAAAUGCUGUAGAUGAAUAUGAGUCUGUUUUAAAUUAUUUAAAAUUGGAAUGACACUUUUGCUGGUAAUUAGUUUGAUAAAUACACAUAAAACACAAUACAGUUCCAAAAUACAUGUUGAAAAUUUAAGACACAGUCUUAGGAACUUCAUUCAGGCAAUGUUGUUUUGUGUGACAACACCUGACACCUUUCUUUCUGGCGGGCAUAUAUCAUGCUUAUGAAAACUGUGACUGGGAUGUUCUCUUGGCUCUAUUUUGGGUGGAAUUAAAUUCAUUUUUGUUCAUUCAUCAAUGUAUACCAGCAUUUGAUGUAUGAAAAAUCCACAGUAAAUGUGUAGGUUUAAAAUACAACUAUUUUAUUUCUAAUUCUGAAUCUGCAUUUUGGAGUGGACUCAGCUGAAACGCUUCUAUGCUGGUGUUGCCUGAUAUCCCAAAUAAGGGUCUUGGCAUCUGGUGACAGGAUUGAUGCUAGUGCACAUAGGAUUAUUUUACUUUUUCUGGUGCUAUUGACAAUUCAUUUAUUUGUAUGAAAGGUAGAGCAAGAGGCAGGGUGUAUGUGUGUGUGUGGGGGGAUGGUGGGGGGAGAGAAAGUCUGCCACCUGCUGGUGCACUCCUGAAAUGCCUGUAAGAUCCAAGGCUAUGCCAGGCUGAAGCUAAGGAAGCAGGAACUCCAUGUGGGUCACCCAUGUGGGUGGCAGGAAACCCAAGUGUGUGUUCAUCACCCUCUUCAUCCAAGGCACAUUUACAGAAAGUGUAAGAGUAUGAAAUAGCUUAGACAAAAACCAGGUGCUCUGGUAUGAGAGAUAGUGUGUUCCAAGCAGCAGAUUAAUUUGCCACAUUACAACAUCCUUCCCUGCCAUGCAUGUCUGGUUAUUUGCUUUGGCUCUUGUUUUAGAACCUUUUUCUCCCACAGACAAGUACCAGGUUUCUGCACAAGAUGACUGUCCAAUAAGAUAAACUCAACUAGACAAAUGCUUUUCAAAUAAUAUUGGUGUCAUAUAUACUAAUGUCCCAAGGGCUAAAGCAUGUGAAAGGUCAAAGGUAAGAGUCAUUGUGGGAAAGGGUUAUAUGAAGGCUUUAAUUUGGGGAGGUAUGUCAUUUGGAAUAAUUUCUGGAAAGGUGUACUUCAUUAAAGUAUAUUCGAUCCAUUUUUCCUGUACAGUUGUGGGCAAAGAAAUUCAGGUUGCAUGAUGCAUAAUUUCUCUGGAAUUUUAGAUAUGCAAAAUCUGGAGAUGUUCUACUGAAAACACUAAAUGGAAUCCUGUGUGGCAUAUCUGUAUUAACAAGAAAAUACUUAAUACCACUGAAGUAUUUUUCUGUAGUUCAGAAACAUGAUCUUUCUUUGGUAUGAUAUGAUUUACAUGAACAGUCAUCCUUAAACUUAUAAAUUAUUUCUUUGCAGUAAUAUUAUUUUUUUACAAAAUAAGUAACAUAAAUAUUAUCAUUAACUUAAUGAUAAGUUGUGUUUAAUCUUUACCAAUUAAUAGAAAUUUGGGUGCUCUUUCCUGACCCUUCUCAUGUGCUAAGCACUGUUGCUGCAAAAGGAGGCUGUUUUUCUAUCUAGUGUCUCUGUGAUUCUGUGUUCACUUCUACCAUGGUCAUGAUUUGUGCAGUAAAAUCCAGGAGCAAGCCCGACCAGUUCUUUCAUAACUCCCUCCAUUCACCUUCUCUUCCAGGUAUUAUUCUAGAGAUCUCUACGUGCUUCCAAGACAAAGAAAAUGAAUUCAUCUUCAGUGUUGGUGUCAUUUGAAGACCUGGCUGUGGACUUCACCUGGGAGGAGUGGCAGGACCUGAACCAUGCUCAGAGAAUCCUGUACAAGGAUGUGAUGCUGGAGACCUACAGCAGCCUGCUGUCCUUGGGGUACUGUAUUACAAAACCUGACUUGAUCUUCAAGUUGGAACAAGGAGAAGAGCCAUGGAUAGUUCAAGAAUGCCUAAACCCAAACUUAAAAGUUUCCCAGGAAAGAGAUGGCCUGAUUGUGACCAACAAGGAAAGUAAAGACAUAAAUUUGAGGAAGGAUGUGGUCACAAACAACAAUACAUUCACUCACAAGGGAAUUGAAUCAAGAAAAACACGUAAUUUAAGCUCAAGCCAUAUUCAAAAACUGAUCAUCAAAAAGAGAAAUUGUUCAGGAAUGAAACCUGAGGUAUGCAGUAUAUUUCACAAUGUGCAUAUCCCUAGUAUGCCGGAUGAGAUGCAAGCUGGAGAGAAAUUAGAUGCUCCUAAUGUACCUGGGGACUCUUCUCAUUGCUCAGAGCCACAUAGUUCGCAUCACAAGGUUCAGACUGUGCCAUUUGAUCACAGUAAACAAGCAAAAACCUUGCAAAGGAAGAAAAUGUUCUUUACAUUUGAGAAGGCUUAUAUGAGAGACACUUGUAACAAGUCAACUAUUGUAGGAAAGACAAUGAAGACAAUUCAAAUAGGGAAGGAAACUUUGCAUAAAAAUUCUAACCUCAGUAAGUAUCAACAAACCCAAACAAAAGAGAAACUCUGUGAAUUUUUUAAGGGUGAGGAAGCUGUGAAUUACAAAUCAGAUCUUACAAUGAAUCAGAAAACACACACAGGAAAGAAAUCCUAUGUAUGUGAACCCUAUAAAAAAUCUUUCAGCUAUAAAUCCUGCCUCGCAGUCCAUCACAGAACUCACACAGGGGAAAAGCCCAGUGGGUACAAUGAAUGUGGAAAAACCUUUUCCUGGAAGUCAUAUCUCAUGAGAAAUCAAAGAAUUCACACAGGGCAGACACUAUAUGAAAUUAAUGAGUGUGGAAAAGCUUUUUACGUGAAACCACACUUUGUAAGACAUAAGAAGGGUCGCCCAGCAGUGAAACCUUAUGAAUGUAAUGAGUGCAAAAAGGACUUUUGCCAGAAAUCAGGCCUCAUAACACAUCAGAGAGUUCACACAGGGGAGAAACCUUAUGUAUGUAAUGAGUGUGAGAAAGCCUUUUCCCAGAAGUCAAACUUGAAUAAACACCUGAGAAUUCACACAGGAGAGAAAUCCUAUGAAUGCAAUGAAUGCGGAAAAGCCUUUUGCCAGAAGUCAGUCCUCAUAAGACAUCAGAGAAGUCACACGGGGGAGAAACCUUACAAUUGUAAUGAGUGUGGAAAAGCCUUUUCCCGGAAGUCCCAUCUCAUAAUACAUCAGAGAAUUCACACAGGGGAGAAACCUUUUAAGUGCAAUGAAUGUGGAAAAGCCUUUUACCUGAAAUCACACUUUGUUACACAUCAGAGAAUUCACACAGGGGAGAAACCUUAUAAAUGUAAUGAGUGUGGAAAAGCAUUUUCCCGGAAAUCACACGUCAUAACACAUCAGAGAACUCACACAGAAAAGAAAUCUUUUGAAUGUAAUGAGUGUGGAAAAAUCUUUUACCAAAAGUCACACUUUGUAACACAUCAGAAGAUUCAUACAGUGGUGAGACAUUAUGAAUGUAAUGAGUGCAAAAAAGAGUUUUGCCAGAAGUCAGGCCUCAUAACACAUCAGAGAAUUCACACAGGGGAGAAACCUUAUGUAUGCAGUGAGUGUAAGAAAGCCUUUUCCCAGAAGUCAAACUUGAAUAAACACCAGAGAAUUCACACAGGGGAGAAAUCUUAUGAAUGCAAUGAAUGUGGAAAAGCCUUUUACCAGAAGUCAGUCCUCAUAAGACAUCAGAGAAUUCACACAGGAGAGAAACCUUAUGAUUGUAAUGAAUGUGGAAAAGCAUUUUCCCGGAAGUCACACUUCCUAAUUCAUCAGAAAAUUCACACAGGGGAGAAACCCUUUGAAUGCAAUGAAUGUGGAAAAGCCUUUUACCUGAAAUCACACUUUGUAACACAUCAGAGAAUUCACACAGGGGAGAAAACUUAUGAGUGUAAUGACUGCAAAAAAUACUUUUGCCACAAAUCAGCUCUCAUAAGACAUCAGAGAAUUCACACAGGGGAGAAACCUUAUGAAUGUAAUGAAUGUGGAAAAGCCUUUUCCUGGAAGUCAGACCUCAUAACUCAUCAGAGAAUUCACACAGGUGAGAAACCUUAUGAAUGUAAUGAGUGUGAAAAAGCCUUUUCCCAGAAAUCACACCUCAUAGCACAUCAGAGAAUUCACACAGGGGAUAAAGCUUUUGAAUGUAAUGAAUGUGGAAAAGCCUUUUACAUGAAGUCAAACUUGAAGAAACAUGAGAGAAUUCACACAGGGGAGAAAUCUUAUGUAUGCAGUGAAUGUGGAAAGGCAUUUUGCCGGAACUCAGACCUCAUAAGACAUUUGAGAAUUCACACAGGGGAGAAACCUUAUGUAUGUAGUGAGUGUGAAAAAGCCUUUUCCCAGAAGUCAAACUUGAAUAAACAUAGGAGAAUUCACGUAGGGGAGAAAUCUUAUGAAUUCAGUAAAUCUGGAAAAGCCUUUUGCCAUAAGUCAGACCUCAUAACACAUCAGAAAAUUCACAUAGGAGAAAUUUCAUGAAUUAAAUGAGUACGGAAAAAUAACACCCCAGAAUCAAAGCCUCAAUAGGCAUAGAAUUGAAAAACUGGGAAACUUUGAAUGCAAUCAGUGGGAAGAAAAACUUUUGUUUCAAUUAAACCUCAACAGAUACCAUAGACUACACAAAGAAGAAAAUGCUAUCAAUAUAAUGUACGUGAAAAAUCUUUGCCAAAAGUCACUCUUCAGUGUACAUUGAGAAGAGAAAGCAUGUGUGUAUACUAAGACUUUGUACCAUAAUUCAUGUUUUAUCACCUUUCAGAAGAUUCACAUAGAGCAAAAACCCUGUGAAUGUAUUGGAAGUGGAAACCUUUACUAUAAGGCAAAUUUUAAGAAACAUCAGUAAAAUUAGAGAAAACAUUGAAAAUGUAACAUAUAUGGAACCACACCUCAGCAGUUAUUAGGAAAUCCACAUGAAGGAUUUACCUUGUAUGACAGACACUGGCUAUAUGUUCUUUAAAGUCUAGUUUUUCUUCCUUUGACAUACAAUCUGCAUUUGUGGCUUUCUCGUAUUAUGAGUGGGACCAUGACAAUGAGUUAUUUCCACAUAUAAAUUUUGUUAAGUAUUUUCCGUGUGAUACUUACUUGAAAUAUCAUCCUAAUCAUUUGCAAAGUUGUUUGACUUUAUUGGUUGCCUAUCAUUCCUUCCCCACAUGACUCUACAGAUCAGGUUGUGACCAUUGGCCCGCCACCUGACUUAUAUGUGCCAGCCAUAAUACUAUAUCCCAGCUCUGAAUGAUGAGUGGUUUGCCCAGAUUGGGGGAUGAGUCUCUGAUGACCUUUAUACUCACGAGAAUCAUAGACUUCUCUGUGUGUAAGUCUGAAUUUGCCCACUUUGCCAGAGGUUUGCUUAUUGGGUGAAGAGGGGAUGUGUGCACAAUGUUCUCAUAGCAUAAGUGCCAGGCAGUCCUCCUGAGAUUUAAACUAUGCUUGUAACUUUUUGCUUUCAUUUUUUGGAUUGUUUUCAUUCCACUCUAUUGUGGUUUGCUUCUGUUUGUAAUUAAAUUCUGGCAGUUGUAGGCUGGCGCCAUGGCUAAAUAGGCUAAUCCUCCGCCUGCGGCGCCAUCACACCAGGUUCUAGUCCUGGUCAGGGUGCUGGAUUCUGUCCUGGUUGCCCCUCUUCCAGUCCAGCUCUCUGCUAUGGCCCAGGAGUGCAGUGGAGGAUGGCCCAAAUGCUUGGGCCCUGCACCCACAUGGGAGACCAGGAGAGGCACCUGGCUCCUGGCUUUGGAUCAGCGCGGUGAUCCAAUGGAAAAAGGAAGACCUUUCUCUCUGUCUCUCUCUCUCACUGUCCACUCUGUCAAAAAAAAAUUAAAAAAAGAAUUCUGGCGGUUGUAUUCACUUGGCUUGAUUCUGGCUCAUUUAAUUUUGUUGAGCUACUUGAGAUAUGCAGGUAGCUAGUGAGCACUAGAAAUUAAGGACUAUCAGCACCCAAGCUAACAGAACACAUAGAACAUACUCCACACAUUGUGUGUUGUUCCUAAGAUUGUAUUGGCUAGAAUUAUCCAAAUUGAGUGAAGACUGGCAAACCUACUCAACAUCAAGCACCUGGGCCUCUCUUCCCAUCAUGCCAUGACACUUCCUAAAUUUCAACACAUGCAUCCCAGCCACAUGUGCACCUGAUGCUAUGACAAUCUGAGAUUUUCAAAAGGAGCAUGGAAGUGGGUGAUACUCAAGUCCUGCUCCCAACUUAGCCGUAUUUAAAUAUUCAAGUAGGUGUUUUCCCAGACAUCACCUACUAUCCUAUUAAAGGAUAGCUACAAACUUUAAAUUGCAGCAUUUUCUCCUGAGGUUGCCCACAGUAUUGUGUACUAGCUGUUUUUUUUUUUUUUUGAAGAUUUUUAAAAAUUUAUUUGAGAGGUAGAGUUACAUUCAGAGGGGAGAUAGGUCUUCCAUCCACUGGCUCACUCCCCAAAUGGCUACAAUGGUUGGAGCUGCACCGGUCCAAAGCCAGGAGCCAGGAGCUUCCUCUGGGUCUCCCACUUGGGUGCAGGGACCCAAGCACCUGGGCCACUUUCUGCUUUCCCAGGCCAUAGCAGAGAGCAGGGUCAGAAGAAGAGCAGCUGGGACUAGAACCAGCACCCAUAUGGGAUGCUGGCAUCACAGGUGGAGGAUUAACCUAGUACGCCACAGUGCCAGCACCAUACUAUCUUUAAAUUUAGUUUCCUGAUUCCUUGUUUCUAGCUUUUUUUUUUUUUCAAAUUCCUUCUUGCCUAGAAACAAUAACUUGGACUAAUGUUUUACCAGGGGACCCCCUGAAACAGAGAAACUGGUAAAAAAUAUAAUAAUAUGGUAUUUUUGUAGUUUUACAAUUACUUUAAUAUUUUUGGCUUUAUUUUCCGCCACCUCAUGGUGACUCUUAAGUUUUAUUUCAAUGUUGUGUUUACAUUUCUUUCCUCAAAGUUCUUCUUGGGAUUUGAUUGGAUUUACAUUCAUCUCUGAUAGCAGCAUGUACCCACUCUGGAUGGACAAUUUACCUAGGUGACAUGGCCAUUUCUCAGUGACUUGGUUAUAAAUGUAAUGAUGAAUGAAUGAUACAGCUAUAGUUGCUCUUUUUUUGCUUCCUGUCCAGAGGACAGUCCUACAAGUCAUUCCUUCCACCUCUAAUCCUAAAUGUUGGGAACAGUUCAUUGGCAAUAUCCAGAUCCAGUACAAGUGCUAAUCAUAAGAUGCAGAGUCAAAUCCGAGGAUACUCGGAGACUUAAGGGCAAAUAAGUAGUUAUACAUAAAAUAUACACAUUUUAUUGAAAAAUUAGCACACAUAAAGGCAAAAUAUACAAGUUAAGCUUAAAACAGAAGUGAGAAGGAGUGCCAACUUUCAAAGGGGACCACCUGUGGAUUGAACAAAAGAAUUCAUGUGGACCCAGUUGUGGCUAUGUGCAUGGGGAGUGAGGUCAAUACAUAGCAUCUUUCUGGCUCCCAGUUCCUUGCUCUGAAAAUCUUAGAAAUGAGAUCAAGAUGGUAGAGGAGAAUGGAGAUAUUAUCCACUGUCCAUGCAGCUUGAAUUGUGUGUGAGGGCAAAGGCCAUGCCCCUCAUUGUCUGAGGACUUUCUCUGUUCCCACUUAACCUUGUCCUUUUCCUAAUGCUUGCUGAAGUGCUUGUUUCUGAGCUAAUGCUGCACCGAUUUCUGGCUUGCCUGGACUUUUAUUGUCUUCUUGGUCUAUUGAUAGGGUGUUUCAGAUUUCUUUUUCUUUGUGUAAGUUUAAUAGACAAUACAUAAUGACUCAAUGCCUUGUCCAACUCUUUUCUAGCAAGCUUUGAUGCAUUAAAAAUGGACUGAAAAUGGAAUAAAUGUAACUGCCAAAGUUUUUGAAUGUAGAAUAUCCAAAAUUUUAUUAGCAUUCGUUUAAUUGUAUGCUACUCAAAAAUCUCAUUCCUUGUUGAUCAGAAUGCACAAUGAUACUUUAUAAGAUAUCUGGCUAUGUUAUUAUAGGUCCUACAAUAGUAUCAUAUGCCUACAUACAAUGCAGCAAGAAAAUACAUCCAGCAGCUUCAUAAUGACUAUAACCUAUAUGAAACCAAGAGGUCCAUCAGAAUAUAAACAGGCCAGCGCCAUGGCUCAAAAGGCUAGUCCUCCGCCUGUGGUGCUGGCACACUGGGUUCUAGUCCCAGUCAGGGCACCAGAUUCUGUUCCAGUUGCCCCUCUUCCAGGUCAGCUCUCUGCUGUGGCCCGGGAGUGCAGUGGAGGAUGGCCCAAGUGCUUGGGCCCUGCACCCGCAUGGGAGACCAGGAGAAGCACCUGGCUCCUGGCUUCGGAUCAGUGCGGUGCACUGGCCGCAGCGCAGUGGCCAUUGGAGGGUGAACCAACGGCAAAAGGAAGACCUUUCUCUUUGUCUCUCUCUCUCACUGUCCACUCUGCCUGUCAAAAAAAAUAUAUAAACAGAUAACCAAACCUUCCCAGUAGGUGGGGACCUUUGAAAAAGAACAGAGGAGAAGGACUCAUGAGACACUUGGUAUAUACUGCACAUGAGGAUACAAAAGAAAAGGCAUAGGCUGGAGUCAGGGAUUUCAGAGACUAAAGGAAUAUACUGGCUACAGAUCAAUAGCAUGGAGAUGCUUGCACAAAGUCAUGGAUUUAAGUGAAGUCAGAGUGGUAACUGAAGACUGCCAUAAGCUGAAAUCACAGGAGAUGAGAGGGGAUUGGAACAGUAGUUCUGACAUAGGCUGUAUAGACCAGGCAAACAGGAAGAUUGCAGCUAUAUGAAGAGAGGUGAGAAAUGCAUGGCAAUUGGCAUUGGAUACAGAAACUAUAAAGACACUCGAGGAAAGACAUGCUGUAGACAAAAAGGAUGGAGACUCAUGCAGCAGACACAAGUAACGGUUUUUAGAGCUUGCCUGGUUGGCAGAAAAAUAUUUUCAAAAUGGCAAAAAUACAAGAAUAGACAUGAGUCUCAGUCACAUGAGAUGUUGAAACUGCAGAUACCACAUAGGUUUUGGGGCCAAGAUUAGAGAUAGGCAAAACAAGGCAUAGCUAGAGGAACAUGGUACUAGAGACACUGGGAGGUAGACUACCUGCGUGUACAAUAUUUGAGAAUAAAGGAACAGUUACAAGAGAUAUUAUAUAAAUCAGUUCUUAGAAAAGGUAUAGCCUCAAAUGAAUAUGUUAGAAGACUGACAUUUUAAAUUUCUUAAGAACUAAAGUGAGGGACUGAAAUCAUGGCAUUGUGGGUAAGGCCUGCAAUGACAGCAUCCCAUAUGGGCACCAAUCAAGCACUGUCUGCUCCAUUUUGGAUGUAGGUUCCUGCUAAUAAGACUGCAGAGGAUGGCACAAGUGUUUGGACCCAGAUGAAUCUCCUGGCUCCUGGCUUUGGCCUGUUCUAGCCUGACAUGGCCAUCUGUGGAGUGAACCAUAGAUGAAGUGCUCUCUCGUGCAUACUCGCUCGCUCUCGCUCUCUCUCACUCUCCCUCCCUCCCUUCCUCCCUCCCUCUAAGCUUCAAGUACAUAAAUCUUUUUUAAAAGAAAUAAAAUGAACUGUACAAUAUUAUAUACAAGAGAGACAAGUAAAAAUAGAGGCUGGUAUCAACAAGAUAGCUAUAACAAAACUAUAAGUAUGAAAUUUUAAACUAUUAACAAUUUUUAAAAACUGGUAAACAUUUAAGGAAAAUAAAAUGAAACAAUUUCAGGAAUCGAACUCAUUUCUCAUAAAAUGUAUAAACCUUAACAAGAUAGGCAGAGGAUUUUCUGAAAUACUUUAGAAUAAGGUUUCUAAAGCAUAGACCAAAGUCUACCAAAUUUUGUAAAUCAAUUUACCAAAACACAAAUACUGCAUAAUAUAGGAAACUCCUAUAUAAAGUACUGAAUCAAUAUAAAAAAUUAAAAAUAAUUUAACAAAUCAAUUCCACAAGCAAAAUUUCAGGCCAGGAUUUGUGAAGUAUUCCAAAUGUUUAAAGAAAAUACUGUCAGUUUGCCAAAUUCUUCCAAUGUGGCAAUAAGCAGGAAAUGUAUUUGAAUUUCUCUUCUGAAUCCAGCUUUACAUGAACAGCAUGUCAUAUAAGGGCAUGAAAUAAAUAUUUAAAUCAAUUUUUUAUAAUGAUGGAUCCAAGUAUAUUAAGCAAAAUACAAUUGUUUAGUCUUUCUGGAAUCAUAAUAGAUGCCUAGCAAGCAGGAUAUACUAAAAGAUGCAAAAGUAGUUAACAUUCCAAAAUACAACAACUCAUCUUUGUGGGUGAAAAAUACAGGAAGAAAAUCACAUGAUCAUUUUGAUUAAAUAUUAAAAAGCAUUUAAUAAAAUUUAAUGUUGUCAUAGAAAGGAACUCUUAGCAGAGUAGUAAAAACAUUUUCUUUAUGCUAUUGAGGCAAUCUAUAAGGAAUCUAUAAAACUAUCUUAAUUAAUAGAGAUUGAAACUUUUACUGGGUAGUAGACUUGGACAAUGCUCCCUCCUCUCACUAUUUCUCUUCAAUAUUUUCCUAGGUCUCUAGUAAAAGAAAUUAAGUACAAAAAAAUUAGCUAUAAGGAUCAGGUUUUAAGCAACAAGACUGUCAGUAUAUGUGGCAAUGCCAUUACAUAUAGGGGUAAUCCAAAUAGACAAACCAUUAAAAGAAUUAAGCAAUAUUAUUGAAUACAAGAUGAAUAUAUACAAAUGAGUGGAUUAGUAUGUACCACCAAGAAAAGAAAUGAUUUUAAGUGACACAAUAAAGAAUAGCAAAUAAAUUCUGAUUGGAGAAAUGAAUUAAGAAUUUAUGUGGCCGGCGCCGUGGCUCAAUUGGCUAAUCCUCCGCCUUGCGACACCAGCACACUGGGUUCUAGUCCUGGUCGGGGCGCCGGAUUCUUUCCCGGUUGUCCCUCUUCCAGGCCAGCUCUCUGCUAUGGCCUGGGAUUGCAGUGGAGGAUGGCCCAAGUGCUUGGGCCCUGCACCCGCAUGGGAGACCAGGAGAAGCACCUGGCUCCUGGCUUCGGAUCAGUGUGGUGUGCUGACUGUAGCGCGUCGGCAGUGGUGGCCAUUGGAGGGUGAACCAAUGGCAAAGGAAGAUCUCUCUGUCUCUCACUGUCCACUCUGCCUGUCAAAAAAUAAUAAUAAAAAAUUUUUGUAAUAUCUUUGAAUCUUCAAUUCAAUAUAAAAAAUAUGUAACA